Messenger RNA from Neospora caninum, 756 nucleotides. RefSeq lists its product as hypothetical. The transcript has a single exon. Bases 1 to 756 code for a protein of 251 amino acids. Lineage: Eukaryota; Apicomplexa; Conoidasida; Eucoccidiorida; Sarcocystidae. The record is from RefSeq and is a predicted model, not a curated record.
AUGGGAAACGCGUGCAAGAAGAACGCGGCCAAGACGCCGACCCGAAAGGAGGCGGAGGAUCUCGCAGAGAAGGAGCGCCAGGAACGCGAAGCCAAGGAGAAGGCGGAAGCCGAAGAGAAGGCCCGUCGAGAAGCUGAACGGAAGGCUGCUGAACAAGCGGAGGCGGAACGCAGAGAAAACGAGGCGAGAGAACGUGAAGAACAAGCGAGGAAGGAAGCGGAGGCAGAGGCAGCCCGAAAGCAGGCGGCGGAGGCGGAAGCCGCGGAGGCGCAGCGACGACAGAACGAAGCGCAAGAAGCGAAGGAGGCUGAGGAAGCAAAGCGCAAGGAGGAGGAGCGCCUGGCAGCGGAGCGCGCUGCAGCUGAAGAAGCCGAGCGACAAGCAAGAGAAGAGGAAGAACGCCGCCAGGCCGAGGCUGCUGCCGCAGCCGAGCGUGAACGACAGAUGCAAGAGGCGCUGAAGCAAGAGGAAAUGUCCCCGAGAGAAAAGUACGACAAGUUGGCCAGCCCCGAGGACUCCGCCUCAGAGACGACGAUGGCGACUCAGCCCCAAAAAGUAGCAGAGCACAGCAGUGCAGCGGCUACAGACCGAUCUGUCAUGGGUCACACUAUCACUCCUUGCGACAUGGGAGCUAUUGAUGAGACUGCAAAGUACGUAUCGAAGCGAUGUGGAUGCGAUCUAGGUGACCAACAUGAUGAAAACGCGUGCCCGAUAUGCCGUCAAAUCGACUUGUCGGACGCGCCUUUGUUGAACUAA